Molecule: messenger RNA, 957 nt
Organism: Glossina fuscipes
Lineage: Eukaryota; Metazoa; Arthropoda; Insecta; Diptera; Glossinidae
Gene: CkIIbeta
Product: casein kinase II subunit beta
Exons: 7
Coding region: 225-941 (238 amino acids)
Cellular component (GO): cytoplasm; protein kinase CK2 complex
Molecular function (GO): protein kinase regulator activity
Source: RefSeq, a predicted model, not a curated record
AAAGCGGACAAGUGAAUAAUUCUUUUUUAAGUUUUGCUGCUCUUUUUUUUUUUUGGUGAAAAAUAUGUCGUAGUCGGUGAAAUGAAAGAUAAUUUUUUUUAAAAUAUCAAAUAAAGAGGAAUUUCUCAUUCUGUGUGAAAAAGUAAAACGUGGAAAGAUUUUUAAGGACAUUAAAUUUAUAGAUUUCGAAAAAGUUUUUCUAUUCCUUGCGAAUCCCUAAAAAAAUGAGCAGCUCGGAGGAAGUCUCUUGGGUUACUUGGUUCUGUGGUUUACGCGGCAAUGAAUUCUUUUGCGAGGUUGAUGAGGACUACAUACAGGAUAAAUUCAAUUUGACUGGUUUAAACGAGCAGGUUCCAAAUUAUAGACAAGCACUUGAUAUGAUACUUGACCUGGAACCAGAGGAUGAACUUGAAGAUAACCCAUUGCAAUCGGAUAUGACUGAACAGGCAGCUGAAAUGUUAUAUGGUUUAAUACAUGCCAGAUAUAUAUUGACAAAUCGUGGUAUAGCCCAAAUGAUUGAAAAAUAUCAGACUGGUGAUUUUGGGCAUUGUCCACGUGUCUAUUGUGAAAGUCAACCUAUGUUGCCAUUAGGUCUAUCUGAUAUACCUGGUGAAGCUAUGGUUAAAGUCUAUUGCCCAAAAUGUAUUGAUGUUUAUACACCAAAAUCAUCACGUCAUCAUCACACAGAUGGCGCUUAUUUUGGUACUGGUUUUCCGCAUAUGUUAUUUAUGGUGCAUCCGGAAUAUCGUCCUAAACGACCUACUAAUCAAUUUGUUCCAAGACUUUAUGGCUUUAAAAUUCAUAGCUUAGCUUAUCAAAUACAACAACAGGCAGCAGCCAAUUUCAAAAUGCCUUUACGAGCGCGUGGUGGCGUUGGCGGCGGUGAUCAAAACAAGGAUGAUGAGGCUGAAAAUGUCGAUACAAUUCCAAAUCGCGUUUAAAAAAUAAAUAAACAAA